GUUUCUGUGAGGAAUAGGGAGCCAAACCUGUUACACUUUGCCUUGAAGGUUCUCCAACUUCAUCCUCAUAAGCUUCCAAGACUUCAGCCUCAGCGCAUGCUGCUUCAGCAGCAGUCCGUACCUUCAGCGCGUCAAGCUGCUGGCAGCGCACGUUUAAGCCGAGCAGGAUCUUCUGAAACAUUGAAACCACAAGAAGCUAGCUUGACUGGCCCACCUUAAAGUCGUCAUGUACCAAGCUCAUGCUGCCGCCCAGCCAGGAGACCACUCCGUGCAAAGCAGGCAGGUCAUGGAGGACUCGGAGGUCUGUUCCCUGCCUGGGGGGGUCGCCGGUGUGAUGAAACAAUUUGAGACCCAGGAAACUGCCACAUCACAUGUAAACCACUUCCAUUUCCAGCACAGAAGUGUGCAGAAAAUGUCAAACUCAGAGGUCUCAGUGUCAAGCGGCGGCCAACAGGUGGUCACAGGCAGUCAGCAACUACUUUCCAGCCAAGAAACAAUGGUGUCGGACAGUGACAAUAACUUGGAAUACAGUCAUAAAGACCAUGAAAAUGAAGAAGAGGACUUUCCCAGGUACACAACAAAAGAACUCAGGGAUCACUUUGAAAGAACCAUAGAGGAGGCAGCCCCACACAAACAAAUUAAGAUUGGACGUGACAUCAAUCGGUCUAACUGGUCCUCAAAUGUGAGCCAAAACACCACAGUAACUAAUGAGGUGCACCAUGUGGCCGAAUCAGAUGAAACAAUGGGAGCCAUUAUUGAUUACGAGGACUUUCCACCACCACCACCGCCAGCAGUUGAAGAUGCUGAUUACCUUCCACCUCCACCGCCAGAUUUACUUCAAAUGCCAUCAGACUGUGAAAAUAUUCCAGCCAACAAAUACUCACCUGAGCUUCAAAGACCUGCAAAUCCGUCAAAAAUUGUUCUUAGCAAAGAUGCUUACUUAAAGCAAAAGGGCAUGUCUGAGCUGAAGCGUCUUUACAAGCACAUUCAUCCAGAGCUUCGGAGAAAUAUAGAGGAGGACUUUUACAAUGAGUACCAUGAAGCUGUGAACAACCAGCGUUACGGCCAAGAGUAUAUGUAUGAGGAGGAUGCUGAUGUCACUGAUGAAGAAUACGAAUGGGAAGAGAUUCUGCCUGGUGACGUUCAGGCAAGGCGUUGGAUUUUUGAAAAUAAGCCACUGGAUGCCAUCAAGGAUGAGUACCCAGAUGAAGACGAAGACAACAAAAAGAUUAGCGAAAAAGAAAUGAUUCUCGGAAAGGAUGUGCGACGUACGGCGUGGAUGUUCGAAACCAAGACGAUGGAUGAGCUGGGUCCACGUGACACCAGUUCCACAGAAUAUAAAUUCAACAAACUUGACAAGGGAGACGUCCGUGCUGCAGCGUGGUUGUUUGAAACCCAAACAUUGAACAGUGUGAAUAAAAUGCACAAAGAGGAGGAGCUGACGAAAGAGAUUAUUUUCACAGAAGAGGAUGGUAACGCCACCAUUUACAUGGUUGAAAAUAAGUACAUGGAAAGCCUGGGGCACACAGAGACCAUUGACGAGAGCCACCUGCUGAGUUUGAGAAUGGUUUUAGAAGAAAUCGAUGACGAGGUAAAAACUAUCACAAGCACCUUUGACACUCGCUUUAAAUGCAUCAUCAUGGGACAGUCGAGUCAGAUGUUAGAAAUUAAAUCAGUGCGUAAAAUUGAAACCGAACUGGAAAACUCGAUUGCUUCACGUUGGCUUUUUGACACUCAACCUCUUGAUGUGAACAACCCCCCUUCCUCUUUGAAACUUGUGUGUAGUCUUUCCAUGGAAGACAGCAUCAAAGGAGACUGGGGCCGAUGGUUGUUUGAAAUAAAGACGUUGAAUUCUCUUGAUGAGUUGGACAGUGAAAAUGCUGAAAAUGAGCGAGUCGGAGCAGAUGUGCGCAAACACUGCUUAGUGUUUGAAACCCAACCCAUGGAUUCUCUCAAGGAUGAUGCCAAUGCCAAACCUCAAACUGUUGAAGACAUUAUCGGAGGCAAUGUUAGAUCAGCAAGAAACUUCUUUGAAAGCAGCCCUCAAACUGAGAGGAAGAACUGCCCUGAAGUCGGAAAACUUCAAAAGACUUUAAUGAAUGGAGAAAUAAAAGGUGACGUCAGACAUCAAAAGUGGCGCUUUGAGAGUCAGCCCUUGGAGCACAUUCAAGAGAAAAAGAAGGAGAUAACACGUACCGUCAAUAUUGAAGAGGACCUCACGCAGGAAGAUGGCACGAGUUGCAGGGCAGAUGUUCGUAAAAACUGCUGGGUGUUUGAGACUCAGCCAAUGGACACGUUAAAAGAUAAUUCAAACAGCCUCUCCUUGACAAAAGAGGAUAUCAUUGCAGGAGACGUGAAAUCAGCCAGGCAUUACUUCGAAACAAUCCCGAUUGAAGAACUUAAGGAGCUAGCAGAGGUGGGCAAACUAAAAAAAAGAGAUGAACUGGAAGAGGAGAGGGGAGAUGUUAGACAUCAAAAAUUGCGUUUUGAAAGCCAACCUUUGGAGCAGAUCCGAGAUGAAAAGAAAGAAGUCGUCCGAACAAUCGAUCUGGAAGAAAUUGACAAAGUGGACGUAACAAACUACAAGCAAAUGUUUGAGAGCACAGAAUUAAACAGAUGGGAUGAGUCUCAAAGGAUCCUUGUGGAAGGCAUCACAAAUGGCUCAGUGCAAUCUAACAAGAAUCUCUUUGAGUCGGGGCUAUCAUACGCCAUGCAAGAUAGCUCAGGCCACUUCCAUGAAGUGAAAACUGUGCGUCACGAGGAGGUGGUGAGCGGUGACGUUACAACAUACAAAUGGAUGUUUGAAACACGACCAAUCGACCAGUUUGAUGAAAGCAUCGACAAAUACCAACUUAUUAAGGGUAUAUCCAAACAGGAAAUAGAAUCCGGUGAUGUUAAAACUGCCAAGUGGCUCUUUGAAACACAGCCUCUGGAUGCCAUUAAGUACUUCAGCAACAUUGAAGAUGAGGAAAAGGAAAGUCAAAGCCAAGACAUUAUGAAAGGAGAUGUAAAAACCUACAAGUGGCUAUUUGAGACGCAACCAAUGGACACCAUGUAUGAAAAAUUGGACAUGAAGAGUGAAAGUCAAUGUGAAGAAAUGCCAAAGGGAGAUGUAAAAUCAUGCACAUGGCUUUUUGAGACACAGGCACUUGAUACCAUACAUGAGACAGAGACCAUACUGAAAACAUGCACUGUGAAUCAAGAAGACAUUCAAGGAAAAGACGUAAGAACGACGUGUUUUCUGUUCGAGACAGAGAAACUGGAAAAUCUCUCUGGGGAGGAUCGUAGCGCUUUCAAGCACAUCACAGAGAUUGACAUUGCAUCUGGAGAUGUGUCAAGAAAGAAGUACAUUUUUGAACACAACACAUCCGACAUCAUGACAUCAACGUCUGAGGAAGUGAUGCAACAUAUCAAGAGGGAACGGACAGAAGACAUACAAAAAGGAAAUGUUGUGACCUGCAAAUGGCUCUUUGAAAACCAAUCCAUAGACAACAUACACGAGGGGCAAGAGGACUCAGUGAGAGGCCGCACUGUAACGGACGUACACAGAGGAGAUGUCGACAAGGGUCGCUUCAUCUUUGAGACCUUCUCCUUGGAUCAAAUUAAGGUGGCAACCUCUGAAACGGACCUGUCCACAACACAGAUUGUUUGCAAUGACGAAGAGAAGGGCGAUGUGAGAAAUUACACCAUGAUGUUUGAAACUCAGCCACUUUAUGCCAUUCAGGACAAAGAUGGUUAUUACCACGAGGUCACCACUGUCACGAGCGAAGAGGUGACACGGGGAGACGUAGUCGGAACACGGUGGUUGUUUGAAACCAAACCGCUUGACGCUAUUAAGGACUCAAACGAGGUUUACAUCUUAAAAUCAGUGACACAGGAGGAUGAACAAAAAGGAGAUGUGACCUCUGCAAAGUGGAGGUUUGAGACACAACCUCUGGAUAGGAUUUCGGAAGAUGAGAAGCCGUUGAUGAAGACUGUGGAUGACAUUCAAGGUGGCAAUGUAAAGAUGAAUAAAGAACAUUUUGAGUCUGAGACUACGUCGCAGGAGUCUGUCAGAACAGUCAACGUAAGUGAAAUACAGAAAGGAGACGUCAGGACAGCCAAAUGGAGAUUUGAAACCCAGUCAAUCGACAAAAUAAGAAGUCUGAGCUCAGAAAACCUUAUUGAGACUGUUAAAAAGGAGGAGGUAGAAAAGGGAGAUGUGAAGCAUUCCGUUUGGCUCUUUGAGAAAAAUCCUCUCGACCACAUCAAAGAGGUGGAUGAAGACGAGGAGACACAUGUCACUCAAGAGGAAAUUCUCAAAGCAGAUGUAAAGUCAACAACGUGGCUCUUUGAAACUACACCUUUUGAUGACUUUAACGAGACGAGAACAGAGAAGACAGAAAUUCUGGGGAAGAGUGUCAAGGGAACGCUUGAGAAGCUUUACAGUCAGAAAAUGGUGACAUCGAAAGGAAUACUUAUUGAAUCUGAUGAAAUUGGCGACGUUAGGAUGGCAAAAUAUCACCUAAUGAAUCAGCAAACUCCGGAGAUUCAGAGAGAGGAAGUUAUCAGGGGGGAUUUGCAGACUAUAAUGAUGAAUCUUCUAAACAGGCAGGAAAAACAGAAGCGGCAGGUGGUCAUCAAGUCUGAAGAGAAGGGUCAUAUCAGUACAACAGUGCAGCAGCUAUUCAACCAAGAUAGCACUAGCAGUAUUGAAAAGGAAGACAUUAUAAGAGGGGACAUCCAGGAAGCCAUCCAUAACCUAUUUAAUGAAACCGGCUCAGCCAAACAUGGAAUUCUCAUUCAGGAGGAUGAGAAAGGAGACGUUCGGAUGACCAUAUAUUCCCUUCUAAACAAACAAGACUGUGUUGAUGUUGAAAAAGAAGGUGUUGUAAGAGGUGACAUAAAGAGUACUCUGCAAAGACUCUCCAGCCAAGAUCAGCCCGAUCUGACAAAGAAGAUAACCAUAGAUGACACUGAGAAGGGAAAUGUCCAUUUUUAUUCCACAUGUAUCGAAUCUGGGGCCCUCACUUAUCUAAAACAGCUCCAUUCAGAACCAGAUGAAGAGCCGACUGACACGUUCGAGAAAGAAAAGAUUAUUGGAGGUGAUAUUGAGGGCACCAAAGUCAUCCUCAGUCGCAACCAAACUCAAAUCGAGCGCACAGUGGAUGACAUCAUAGCUGGCGAUGUUUAUAACACGGUGAAAAUUUUCAUGACGGAGCCCAUCUUGUCAUUAGAGAGUCCCCAAAAGGAGGAGAUCGUUAAAGGAAAUUUGAAAGCUGCUUUGACUUCAUUGUCUGAGUCAGUUAACCAGACAGUUGUUGUGGAGAAAGAGGAGGUGGUGAAAGGCAACAUACCCAAAACUAUGCAAUGCCUGGAGAGAGCGCAAAAAUGUCACAAAGAAACGGACAAGCCACAUAUCAUUCCUGGAAAUAUCAAGGGAGCUCUGAAAUCUCUUGAGGAAUCUGUAACUUCCCGAGUAGAAGCUGCUAUUGAGGAUCUCGUCCCUGGAGAUGUUAAAGCCACAUUAAGAUCUCUUGAGCUGGCCAAGAAGUCGGUGCGGGAAUUGGAAAAAGAAGAAAUUAUGAAGGGCGAUAUUCACACAGCAAUACAAUGCCUACAUGACGCGUCUGCUGAUAAAAGAACAUGUCAACAGGAGAUAGAUGUGCAGGGAGAUGUCAAAAGAACAAUUAAGCUUUUAAUGGAGCCUCCAUCUUCACCCAAAAUGCAAAGGAGCUCGAGUAUUGAAGAGCUGAAAGGUGGUGUCAAGAUGUCAAUGAAAUCUUUAUAUGAGACACAAGAGCAAACUGAGGUAGAAAAAGAAGAAGUGGUGAAGGGUGAUGUGAAAGGCACCAUUAAAUCACUGUUGGAAACGGCACAGCGUGAAAGUCCCAAAGUGAGACAGGGCGCCUACAGAAGAGUGCGAGUGAAACAGAGGCCUCCUGACAAGAAUCUAAAUGCUGAAGCACAGAGGAAUAUACAAAAAAUUAAAACUGCUGCUUCAGCUGAAAGUCAGUCUGUCAUUAACGUGACUGAAACGAUUCAAUCAAACUCUUGUACAAUGGAGCAGAGCAAAAAGCAAUCAAAAUCUGUAGUGGAGCACAAAACUAUUACACAAAAUCACGGCAUUAAAACAUUGAAAACAGACUUUUGCAAUCUGAAGGCAAAAGGAAUGAUACGAUUAAAUAAAACCAACGUGGAAACCAAUGUUUACACCCUGAAAGGACAGACGUCAGAGCCUGAUCUGCCUCUUCCUCCACCACCUCCACCUGUGGUAGACAUUGACCUUCCCCCUCCACCUACGCCUCCUCCACCCUCGGUCAACUCUGACAUUGACCACCUUCCUCCUCCACCGCCACCACUUACCAAUGAGCAGGACUUCCUCCCACCACCUCCACCUCAGCAAGAACUGGAAAUAAUUCAAGCGCAGGCAGUUAAUGUCUCACCAGCGAAGACCAAAAAGAUGAGAGUCAAGAAAGUCAAAGCUCCGACCUUGUGCCCUGUGCCAAAGCUUGAGUCUAAAGUGGAAUCAUACCACGUAGCAGGAGCGAGCAAGUCCAUAAUUACUGCACGCACAUCAACAACAACUGAAGUCCCUCCCCAACCAGAAUCACCACAGCCGCCAAGGAAAGUUUGCAUUUCUCCUAUAAAAUUCACUCCUCCUCCUUCCCCUCCACCUCAAAUGAGAGGGAAAGCGAGUAAAUUUAACACCGCAUUAAUUAAAGCAGAGGAAAAGUACCGGAAGUUGAAAGACGAAAACACUCCUCCAAGCACUCCAACUCCUCCCUAUAUAAAUAACACACUUACUGCAGGGCUUCAGAUCAUUACUACUGGAGAUUUAAAGCAGACAAAUAACUUACCCAUGGUAACACAGAGCUCAGCUGUGGGGAUUAAUUCAGACUUCUCAACAUCCAAGCAGAUUGCUGUCACCAACACCAUCCAGGGCAACAUCAGCACCAGUCAGGAAACAACACUCGCAGGGUCGACCACAAUAUCAUCUGCCAAGCAGGAAAUGGUUGCUAAUGAGACCUCUAAAGGUGUCUCUUUUCAAAAGACCUCCUCUAUGACUUCCAUGAGACAAGAGACUAACGCAACGACAGCACAAAAAAUUGUCUCUGUUUCCUCCAAACUGUCAACUCAGACAGCCACCCAAGUCCUGGGUCUACCCAAAACAGGAGAAGAAACUACUGAUGAGAAGAAAAAUGUGGAAGGUCUGAAAGUAAAGGGAUCUGAGAAAUAUGAAAGAAAAAAAGAUGAAUCAGUGGCCUUUGUUCAAAAAGUGAAACAUGACACAAGUAAGCCGAAUUUAAAGAAACUCCAAAUGGAGACCAAGACAAAGGAGAAACCAGAAUUACACAAUAAAACAGAAACGUCAGAGAAAAAUGCUAGAUUACUUAAAUUUAGUAAAUCUGAUGAUAAAACCACAGGUGAAGAGAAAGUUGCUGAUAAAUCGAAGACAACGGAAAAGGCAGAAGCUACUGUGAAAAUUAAAACAGCUAAAACACAUCAAAAGAUGCGAAAGAGUAAUAAGCAUGAAAAGCAGGUUGAUCUGAAGAUGGCAGAAGAGACAGAGACACAGGUGGGUGUGAAGCUUCCUGUUGAGGUGAAAGUAAUCAAUGAGUCUAAAGAGAUGAAACCAGAAUUAAAGCUGGAGAUAAACGCAGCUAAUGCUGUUGCGAUAAAUAUAAUUGACAGCCAACCAGAAACUUCAACACCAAUAAAGAAGAAAAAGAAAUCCAAAAAAACAAAAGGGGUUGCACAAUUUGGUCAAAAUAAAGACGCUGACAUAGAAUCAAAGGCAGCCAUUUCAGAAACGUUGAAUCAAACACUAGAAACAAUUGCUGCUUCCCUAAUGGACACAAGAGUUACAGAAGAGCACUUUCAAGUCAAGAAUGAAGCGGUAAAGGCUGAAAGCAAAGGGGAUUACAACUCACAGCAGAAAAAGAAACCUCAAAAUCAACUUGUGGGAUGGCAAAAGAAGAAAGCAGCGACAGUUGUUCAGAGCAGUGCACAGACUCAGCAGGAAGAAAGUCAAGCUGACCCAAAUAAAGUGUCCCUUGAGUCAGAGCAAAAUGACAAGGUAAAAUCAACAUCAAAAGUGGAAGCUCAAAAGCAACUAGUCCCAGGCUUUUUUUCGUAUAUCACAGGUAUCCAAACAAUUUCCAAAACUGUGAUCGGUACGGUGGCAGAUUGCCUCACAAGCCCACAAGUGCUUGACAAAACAGGGCAGUCCAUUGCAGAAACAACUCCAAAAGCUGAUAUGAAGGAAAAACAUGAAUGUGAGACAUUGGCUGAGUCGGCUACAUGUACCAGAAUAUCCAAGAUCAGCGUUGGUUCUACCAAAGUCCAGACCCAAACAAAGAGAGAGACCUUGCAUGAGAGAAGGAACGAAGAAACAAGUCAAGUCAAGUCUACUGAUUUUCGCGCACCCUCGCCAUCAUUGAGGACACGCCCUCCCUCACCUACGUUUAUCACCAUCGAGUCUGUCCGAAGGACAGAUUCCCCCCAGAGAGUCACUCCGUCACCUACGCUGCUGCACAGGCCAGCCACACCUCCCCCGCCCCCACGGCGCAGCGGCGAAACCCCAACGGCACGCCUCACGAGAAUUACACCCUCUCCGACGUUUGACAAAGCUGAGAAUUUGGAGAGGCUGAAAGACACGACAGUGAAGCUCUCACGCGGUAUCACACCACCUCUGCUAAUUUCUCCACAACUGAUCUGUGAAAAGAAAUCUGAAAUUGUGGAAACACCUUCAUCAUUCCAUCGGCAGAUCAAACUUGAGGCCACCGGCCACUCAGAAGAGAUGCUCUGGAAGACUUUUUCAGCAGAACCUGCAAAGAUAGAAAAAGAUACAUCAGAAGAUCCGGAGACUUUGAAUGCAAAAAACUUCCAGAGUAGCUCUGAGAUCAAACUUCCACUUUGUAAUGAUGUCCCUGAAGAGACAUCUGAGCUAUCAUUAGCUUCAGUUAAAGAAAAAAGAGAGUUCUUUGAGGAGGCCCAAAAAGCUGAAAUGAAUAAAAGCUACAUACGCAAGGAACCUAUUGCUAUUCCUGAACGACUGGGCCCAGACCUGGAGGAAAGUGAACAGGAACAUUUGCAUGAAGUAAAGGCCAACCCUCCUAUGGCGGACCUUGUAAAACAAUUAGAAUCCACAGAAACAAAUAUUAGAAGGGAGUUCAUCCCACUUGACGAUGAUGCGGAAGAUUGUAUCAAAGAGAUAGAUGAGGGAAUGCCAACUUUCAAUAUUCAAGCAAUUAGGAAUGUUUUUGAAAUGGACGAGCAGAGUUUCUUUUUAGAUGAAGAGAAAAGGAAUGAUGAGGAGCCGAUCUCAAGCCGACAAGAAGCACCAGCCAACACGUCAAAGCUGCAAAGUCCUCCGGAAAAGCAAGGAGGCUUUGAGCAGAGCACGACCCUCCUUCCUCAGAAAAAUGUGCUAGAAACUAUACCCACAAAUUCAUCAGCACUUUCUGAAAGUAAAUCAAUCACAGAGCAUUUCUCAAACGUUGAUGGAUUGGGGAGCAAGGUCACCACGACAAUUGUCAGUCAGCAGUCUGGCAGCGCGUCAAGACAGCCGCCGCCUUUCUCCUACGCUGACGCCGUGAAAAGGAAAGCUGUGGGGGCAAGGAGAGCACAGACUUAUGACGAAGAGGCCACAGAGAACUUGCUGAAGAACUUUCACCAAACAUGGACAGAAAGUGAGACGGUUUUCAAGAGUCUCGGCUGCGCCGUCUCAAAGGAGAUGACAUCACAGGUGGUGUCGCAUCGUCAGACGAGCAGUGUCUCUGACUCAGGUUCUCAAGUCAGAGCUCUGCCCGGUGUGUCGAAGGAGGGUCUAUCCGAUGGAUGGAUGGAUUGUGGACAGAAAAAAGUACCAUAAGUCCUGUUUCUUCUGUGAGCACUGCAAAACUAAAUUAAGCCUGGCAAAGUAUGUCUCUCUCCACGGACGCUUCUUCUGUCUGCACCACUACAAACAACUUCUCAAGUCCAAAGGGAUGUACGAUAAUAGAGUAGAGCAGAGAUGCAAUGGAUCCAUCCCUGCAGACCACAAACUCGGA
This is a messenger RNA of Nerophis lumbriciformis (worm pipefish), 10034 nucleotides long. RefSeq names its product xin actin binding repeat containing 2b (gene xirp2b). Gene Ontology annotation, molecular function: actin filament binding. Gene Ontology annotation, cellular component: stress fiber; focal adhesion. NCBI's taxonomy places the organism in Eukaryota, Metazoa, Chordata, Actinopteri, Syngnathiformes, Syngnathidae. The record is from RefSeq and is a predicted model, not a curated record. Gene Ontology annotation, biological process: actin cytoskeleton organization; actin filament organization.